This is a messenger RNA of Erigeron canadensis, 2342 nucleotides long. Its product is annotated as receptor like protein kinase S.2-like. The coding region runs from base 89 to 2182 and encodes 697 amino acids. The record is from RefSeq and is a predicted model, not a curated record. Lineage: Eukaryota; Viridiplantae; Streptophyta; Magnoliopsida; Asterales; Asteraceae. Gene Ontology annotation, biological process: protein phosphorylation. The transcript is spliced from 6 exons. Gene Ontology annotation, molecular function: ATP binding; protein kinase activity.
ACUAUGAACAAGCAAAUAAGAAAGUUCAUAUCUAGAACUGUGGUCAUAUUAUAUAAUUGAGAUACUAUCCACAUUCUUUUCUUAGUGGAUGUCUAUAACCAUGUUCCUUGCUGGAGGUCACAAAGCUGAAUCCUCCAAGUCAUCACGACUGGGCCGCCAGCUUACUUUUUCCGAGAUACAGCUAGCAACCCAAAACUUCGACGAGUCAUUGGUGAUUGGCCGUGGGGGGUUUGGCAAGGUAUACAGGGGAACCAUCACUCAUGGGGGAAGUCUUUUAGAAAUUGCAAUAAAGCGGCUGGAAUCAACCUCUAAUCAAGGAGCACUGGAGUUUUGGGCUGAGGUUGAGAUGCUCAGUAAGUUAAGGCACUGCCAUUUGGUAUCUUUGAUUGGUUACUGCGAUGAUGGACAAGAAAUGAUCCUUGUUUAUGAGUAUAUGCCUCACGGAACCUUUGAAGAUCAUCUCCACAAACGUCUAAGUUCUCUCCCUUGGAUUAGACGACUCAAAAUAAGCAUAGGGGCUGCUCGCGGGUUAGAUUAUCUUCACACUGGUACAGGUAUUAAGCAUGGUGUUAUACAUCGUGAUGUCAAAAGCUCAAACAUUUUGCUAGAUUACAAUUGGGAAGCUAAGAUUUCUGACUUUGGGUUGUCCAAAAUAAGUCCAAUAAACCAGCCAUCUACCUAUGUCAAUACUUUGGUGAAAGGCACAUUUGGAUAUCUGGAUCCGGUUUACUUUCAAACAGGUAAGCUGACGAGAAAGUCUGAUGUUUAUGCCUUUGGGGUAGUACUAUUUGAAGUCCUGUGUGGGAAACGAGCAGUAGAUAGAAGUCUUGAUGAAGAUCAAUGGGGUUUAGCAAGUUGGGCUCAAGAUUCUAUUAAACAAGGUAGGUUAAAGCAAAUAAUUGAUUUCAAUAUGAGGGGGAUAAUAUCACCCAAAUGUUUGAAGGAGUUUAGUCGGUUAGCAGAGCGGUGUGUGCAUAGCCAUCCGAAGCACCGUCCUACAAUGGCUGAGGUUGUUGUGAGUCUCAAGUCUAUCUUAGCUUUACAGAUGAAGGUCAAUAGUGCAUUGCAGCCUGUAGGCCUGACAGUAUUUGCUAAAAAGGUGUCUAUGUCUGUCUUUCCAUCUAAUGUGGAAAACUCAGUUAGUCUAAAAUCCUUGGAGUUAUACCUUGACACUAUUCAAGGUGAUAACCAGAUAUUUCGACGGUUUGAUUUUGAUACCAUCAGUGUUGCAACCGAUACCUUCUCUAAAGCUAAUACGGUUUUACUUAAUCGAUAUGAUACCAUGUACAAGGGAAGGCUACAAAAUGGACAGGCUAUAGCAAUUGCCGAAACUUCUCUCAGUACUCCAUCAUAUAUCAAGUACUAUAUGCGUGAAGUAUCCAUACUUAUAAACUUUGAACAUGAAAAUUUGGUCAAGUUGCUUGGAUAUUGCAUUGAAGGAACAAAAAUGUUCCUCGUGUAUGAGUUUACACCGCAUGCAAGCCUGGAUCGCUUGAUAUUUGAUCCCAUGUGUACUCUUUUGGACUGGAAUAUACGGUUCAAAAUAAUUCUAGGUGUUGCUCGGGUACUUGUUUACCUUCACAAGCAUGCUCCUGUUCGUAUCAUACAUGGUGAUGUAAAACCUGAAAAAAUUCUCUUAAAUGAAAGUAUGGCACCCAAACUUUCCGGUUUUGGGCUGGCGAGUCCAAUCAACAAGACUGACUGUAUGCUUGAUAAUGCUGUUCACGGUACCUUGGGAUGCAUUGCACCAGGGUAUCGAAGGACUUCACAUCUGUCAACAAAAGACGAUGUCUUUAGUUUUGGUGUGUCACUUUUGGAAACUAUAAGUGGUCGUAGCACUCUCAAUCAACUUUCCAAAACCAAGCAUCUUUAUGAAUAUGUGUGGAGAAAUUGGCUGGAAGGAACACCUAUGAAUGUAGUUGAUCCUAGAAUUAAUAUGGAUUCAAGUUUGAUGUCCACGUUCAUCGAGAUUGGGUUAUUGUGUGUUCAAGCAAAUGCAGUGGAUAGGCCAACAAUGGAGGAAGUUGUGGGCAUGUUGCAUAGUAACUCAUCUCUCACUCUCCCUGUGGCGCAAAUGCGAUCAAGGAUGAUAAGAAAGCGCUCAGAAUGUACUAAUUCCCAAGUUGACGACUACGAUACUGGUGAAGUUGAAGAAUCCUUAUCAGAUUUAUACCCUAGAUAGAUAGUGCAUUGAGUUAUGCAAAUUAUAGUAACUAUGUUUCUUAAAAUACCAUAAUAUUGGCAACUGCUAAUGGAUCAAAUUUUGUAUAGACUCGUGUUCAACGAAAGUCAUAUCAUGUGUAGGUCAAUAGGUACUCUAAUGAAUCUGAAUUACAUACAAG